Eriocheir sinensis (Chinese mitten crab) is the source of this 2945-nucleotide messenger RNA. RefSeq names its product G-protein coupled receptor GRL101-like. Gene Ontology annotation, molecular function: protein binding. NCBI's taxonomy places the organism in Eukaryota, Metazoa, Arthropoda, Malacostraca, Decapoda, Varunidae. The coding region runs from base 2052 to 2945 and encodes 297 amino acids. The transcript is spliced from 7 exons. The record is from RefSeq and is a predicted model, not a curated record.
AAAAAAAGAGGAGAAUAGCGGAAGGUAAAUUAAAUGUUCUGUAAGGUGACUCUAAAAAGGCCUCAAGAAAGCAGCGAUAUUGGGAAUUCCCUCUUAGGGUCUGUACUUCCAGGCAAAGUGCCAUUCAGCUCUAGACUCGCGACCCUGCAAUGUCAACUCCAAGGUCACCAGAACGGCGAGGCCGAAACCGAGGUGACGUGUCAAGUCGAGCCCCUAUACCUUCAUCCACUGGCUGGACCAAUGGUAACCAAGACCCAUUACGAGCUCCUGGGCGUGAAGCACGAGGCCACCUUCGAGGAGACCCGAACGCCACGACAAAGCUCCAGCAGCUGCAGCGGGCGAUGGAGACACUCUCCGACCCCGACUCACGGGCCCGAUACGACGCGAGGACGAGGAGCACGGCCAGUCCGGCCAAGGCUCCGGGGAGGAAGGCCUAAUCUUCAUCUUCGGCGUACUCCUUCUCCUCCUCGUACGCGUCCUCCUCCUACCACUACUCCUCCUCCUCCUCUCCAGGCUCCUUUUCAACAUCGAAAUCUAAAUCAAAAUCGUUUCACAAAAAUAAACAAAAAAGAAACAAGGAGACUGAAAUAGGCUCGACGGUCUACAUGUGGCAUCUCCUAUUUCCCUUCAGAUACACGACAAUCGCAAUAGACAACACCUCGCCCAAGGAGAAGAAGGCCCGGAAGAGGAAGCGAUACCGACAAAACAAGAGGAAGGCGGCAUCGUUUCACUAAGAAGGGACGCCGGGACGGCAGGCAGGAGGGAGGCGUCAGGCUUUGUUGAGUCGUGUGGUGUUGUUGUGUUUUGUGGAGCUUGAUACCUUUUCUUGGUACUUCUUCUUGCUGCUUUAUUUUGUAUUGGCUGUAGCCUCUCCAGGUGUCUUGUCUCUCGUGAUCAAUGCUACAAGGGAAACAGUAGGAUUGGUCAAAUUAAUGCCUUUAUAUGGUGCAUCUUUAUACUUAUAGGAAGGCUUUUGGGCUUCUAUGGAGUGAGGCGUGAGGCGGUCUGUGUCUUCUGAAUAUUGAUACUUCUCGUUGUGUGCAAAGCUUGAUGCUUUAUAAUUGUUGCUUAAAUGACACUCCCAUAAGCAGUUUUAGGUGCGAGUGGGAUUUAAGGGUCUUAGUGAGCUCUGAUCUCCGUCCAAGGGCACAAUGCAUUCAAGCUAGAAAUCGUGCAACCACGGUACUAGGAUUCAUUUCAAGAAGCGUAAGCAAUCGAAGCGCCGAAGUCAUCCUCAAGCUAUAUUUAGCAUUAGUUAGACCUCAUCUUGAUUAUGCGGCUCAUUUCUGGUCACCUUACUACAAAAUGGAUAUAAAAAUGUUAGAAUCGGUAAAGAGGAGGAUGCCAGAAAUUAUUCACGGUUAAGAAUCUUGCCGUAUGAGGAAAGACUUAACAAUCAAACUUGGUUAUGUCUAGACCAUUUGUUCUUAACCUGGGCGGCGAGCCAGUCUGAAGGGUUCGGCGAAGAUCCUCCCGAAAGACAUUGCAAUUUUGCAAUUGAAUUCUAAGCAGAUUUUCCUUGAUACUUUUAUGGAUUAAAUUGGAAUCCAUUCUUUGUAUUAUCCGAAAUUAAUAUACUCUUGAAUUUUGAAGCAAUUUUUCUUCCACUUGUAAGUUUCUUUUUUUUUUCUUUAUACUUGAAGGGUUCGGCUACUGUGCGGAGGUUUUCGUUAUAGGGUUCGGCGCCUCUGAAAAGGUUAAUAACCACUGGUCUAGAAAGACAAAGGGUGCGUGGAUGCAUGAUCGAAGUUUAUAAAUGGAUGAAGGGCUUUAAUAAGGGGGAUAUUAAUAAGGUUCUGAUGGUAAGAGAACGGGGUCAGACACGUAAUAAUGGGUUUAAAUUGGAUAGAUUCAGAUUGAAAAAGGACAUAGGCAAAACCUGGUUUACCAACAGAGUGGUGGAUGAGUGGAACAGGCAUGGCAGCCAUGUUGUAAGUGCCAAUACGAUAGUCACAUUAAGAAGAGGUUAAAUCAAUUCAUGGACAGUGAUGUUAGGUAGGAUAGGCUCACAGGGACUGCCUUGUUCAGGCCUACUGGCCUCUUGAGUUCUUAUGUUCUUAUGUACUUUUCCUCCUAUUCAUGCUUCUGCUAAAUUGCCUGUAUUUUUCCCUCCUCCUCGUCCUUGCUUUCACCCUCUCUCUCGUCAUCUUCCUCCUCAUUUUAUUCCUACUGCUUCUCUUUCCCUGCUAUUUAUUUAUCCUAUUCCAUCUUUCAUCUGCUCCUUAUCCUUAUGCUAUUUCUUGACUUUCUUCUAUGCCUCUCCUGAGCCGUGUUCUCCGUGUCCUUGCAGCCACGUGUCCGGGAACUUCCUCAACUUCUCCCUCGACGGCGACACCUUCAGCCCCUACAGCCAUCUCGUCUUCCUGGACCUGAGCAACAACAGCCUGCGCGUCCUGCCCGUUGGGGUGUUCCUCGUGCUGGGUAGGCUCAAGAUUCUCGACCUUCGCGACAACCUGCUGACGGCCGUGUCCAACUCUACCUUCCUCGGCCUGUCCAACCUGCGGACCUUACACUUGGAAGGGAACGCAAUCUCUACUCUGCAUGGAUGGGCGUUCUACGGACUGUCUUCCCUCUCCAUGCUAGAUCUAAGUCACCAGCGUCUCGCCAGGCUCCAUCGACAUGCAUUCCUGGGCCUCCGAAGUCUGCUCAGUCUAAACGCGUCCAACAACAGGCUUCAGAGGCUGAGCAGCGGCUCCCUCAGCGGAUUAUCCACUCUGCUGUCCUUGGACCUUCGAGACAACCAGCUGUCCGUGGUGGAGCCCUCUUCUCCUCCCUCUCCUCCCUCCAACAGCUGUAAGUCCCUCCACAGCACAGAGAAACACUUCUCUGUGGUCGGUGUCUACCAGUACCGUGGACAAGAAACAGAACUUGCCAGUGUGGUAGCCCGCAGCUCCGGCACUUUUGAAGCGGCCGGGGGUCUUCUGAGAGAAAGCAGAUUUGCCUGA